AUGCGUCUGGCGCGGCGGAACGAGCUGACGGGCGGCAAGCGCCCCGAGCCGCCGUUCCCGCGGUGGAAGCCGGGCAAGAUCAAGGAGGUGUUCCUCACGCCCACCUACCCCUGCAAGCGCGCCGAGCGCCUGGGGGGGGUCGGGGCAGACGGAGAAGGAGGAAAGUGGGUGUGCAAUAUUCGGAAACUGAGAGGCGGGGGAAGGCGACCCAUCGUGUACAGCGUCGGCAGUGCAGGAGAGACCUCGUUUGAGCAGGCAGUACGGGAGCGCCUGCGCACAAAGGCGUUCACCUUCGAUCCGUUUCUGGACGACCAGCAGGCAGCAGCGCUGCGAGCCAAGCACCUGCUGCGCUACAUCCCCAUCGGCCUGGGGGCGGGCAAGCAGCUCUCUGCUUUAAGGCGGGGGGCGCCGGGGAAGCGGUUUGCCACGCUGGCCCAGCUUAUGGGGAAGCUUAACCACUCGCACAUUGAUGUGCUUAAGAUUGACUGUGAGCGCUGUGAGGAGCGACUGAUGGAGGAUCUGCUCAACACGUUUGGCAAGGAGAAUCCGCCAGCAGAACAAAUCUUAGUGGAGAUUCACCAGAUUCGCCACGUGGCCAGGACCACCCAAGUCCUCUUCCCAUUGGAGGACAUGGGUUACCGCCUCUUCAAUGCAGAGGCCAACCCACGCUGUUGUCAUUACCGGUGA
Molecule: messenger RNA, 687 nt
Organism: Closterium sp. Naga37s-1
Lineage: Eukaryota; Viridiplantae; Streptophyta; Zygnematophyceae; Desmidiales; Closteriaceae
Source: the annotation of a GenBank genome assembly